AUGAGAUCGGACAACAACUGUGAGUACCCGAAGCCAGGAGCAACGAACUUGCUCCCUCCCUCUUUUAUUUCUCUGUUCCUCCAUAACAAUGGUCGACUCCACCGGCAAGUUGUCUCGUGUGAACCAGGAUGCGGUGAAACUUUGCUGGAACGGGAUGCAAAAGCGCACGCGGCAUACCGACGUGUUUUGCGUGUCGUGACGUGUUGGAUGGCUGCAUGCGGGAAGCGCAUGCCGGCGAAGGGUGUUUCAAGGCAUCUAGACGAAGACUGCGUCGCGCACCGAGCCUGGAUGCGCAUGGCUGAAGCCGGACACGAACUCCAAGAGAGUUGCACGUGCCCUCACUGCGGGGAAACUGUGCGGCGCUCCCAGCUGACGCUACACUUCCAGUACCAGUGUCAUUGGUUCAAGGAGCAGCGCCGCAAAGCCGGUUGCGGUGCCUGGGUUCCGCGGCAAUGUCGAGCAGAACAGUAGGGACGAUUUUGCCGGGAUUCGAGCGCGGUUCGCAGACGCCGGCGUCUGGCGAGGGCCAGGGCCUGUUUGUGUACCCCCGUGACCACCCACGGAGGUUGCCGUGCCCACCCACGGUACGAUGUCUGUAUGGGGACCAUGUUAACCCAGAGGACCGAUGCAGACGAUAUAUAUAUCCUUGAUUAACACACACGUGCUGUUCCAGCACGGACCGAAGUCAGUACAGGUCCUGUUUCAGUGAACACAAGCGCGGGCUCUCACGAGGGGGACCGCACUUGGACCCCCAACAGUAUACCCCCCGCACACAUGUUCUAUGCAGAUCGAAUCUUGUAUCCAAGUACCCCAAACAGCCCCCCUGCUUGAUACAAUAUACGAUCUGGAAGUCCAAGGUGGAUAAUCUUCCUACCAAUACAAAAACACAAAUAACCACUCGAGAAACAUCCUCUACAAAACUGGUUACGCAUUUUACGCAAAGCGUCUCCAUCAGUAUAUUCAUGAAUCCAAUGUAUUCUCAAACCGUCAAAACAAAAGAAUCAUCCUCAGAAGAGUACCCAACAAAUAUCUGCGCUACAUCAGAAAAGCGUCAGAACGGUGACGGACAAAUCUGGAAAAACAGCUUCAAAAGAGUUGACACAACGUCCUCAAAUAACACAAAGUUUCAAGUUCUCGACCAAUCAAAACGAGCAUUCGGAAAGCACAAGGGCCCCAACCAUUACUCGUCAAAACAUGUCAAACCCUUCCUCCAAUGUAGCAUCCAAAGACCAAACCCUUUAACAGCGUGCACAUGCUAUCGGUGCCUCAGCUGUUGUCCAAGAGACGAUAGGAAACACACGCCAAAAUCCAUGCAAACAGCCCGCCUGCUGCAACAUCUCCCGAAACAUGCAAAUUCUGUGCCACCCGUAUCUCACUGGUUUUGCCACAAGACAGCAAUAUCAAUACCAAUAUCAACACGUAACAGCCCCCCAGCUGGAAUAUUUCCCCGAAACAUACAGAUAAAUCUGCCUGCGCUUUCUUCCCUCCCUUUCCAACCAACAGAGGAUCUCAAAACAUCAAAGCGUACGAAACAGCCCCUAAGCUGAAACAUGCCCUGCAUACAUAUGAAAAACACAUAGCAUUCGCUAGUGUUGCGUCUGGAAUCAUGGCAACAUAUUUCCUCCCCCCCUGAUUCUUGACCCAAAACACAGCAGAAGGAAGAAAACGCCAAGAAAAUCACGACGAAACAAAUCCAACUUGAACAGAACUCGACGAAAGCACUCUGCUCUGCUGGUACUGCGGCUAGAAACAUGGUACACGAAUCCCCCCCGCAUGGUUCUUGACAGCAGCACAAACAGCAGUUCGACAUUUGUCAUUGAAUUUCGCAUCUUACACAAAUUCGGGUUCGAAACACAACAAGUCAAAACCCAGAAACAAAAAUUACUCAACCACAAACAGGGAUGCCGUACACGUUAACGCAUUGUCUCUCGGAUGCGAUUCCUGGAUGAAUUUAUCGUCUUCGGCGCAACGGGAAGAAACCCGACAUGGAACAACAAAAAAUAAAAACCACAAAGAACAUAACAACGUGAAGUCAACAUGCCAAUACCUCCACACAAAACCCAAACAAUUCGUUAAUAUUUCACAUGGUCUCCAAUUUGGCGCAAAUAUGGUGAGGUCGUUGGUGCCACCAUAUUCUCGCCCUGCUCGGUCGAUUCGAGGGUGUCCACCGGAGCCAUAUAUCCGUCUUCCGCUUCGCCUUUACUCCCCAAAUUACGCUGCGCCCGCCCCGCGGUAGCUU
Messenger RNA from Ectocarpus sp. CCAP 1310/34, 2239 nucleotides. Lineage: Eukaryota; Phaeophyceae; Ectocarpales; Ectocarpaceae. The record is from the annotation of a GenBank genome assembly.